Molecule: messenger RNA, 586 nt
Organism: Camelina sativa (false flax)
Lineage: Eukaryota; Viridiplantae; Streptophyta; Magnoliopsida; Brassicales; Brassicaceae
Source: RefSeq, a predicted model, not a curated record
UCUCAAUCUCUCUCGAGCUAUGGCGCAGCAUCCUAUUCCUCCAAUUGUGAAUAUCGCACAAAAUCUGCAGUACAAGGAUCAUCCACAAGCAGAUAAAGCUGUGUUAGAUGCAUUAGAAGCAUCAACUCAAGAUUGGCUCACAGCACCUCAGUGGCUGACACUUUUCCAGAAUGCACAACUAUUUGAUCCAGAAAAUAGCUUCAACAUUCCAGCUGAGGAAGAGGGACUCUACCGUGUGGAUAACAAUCACAUGCAAGACCGGAAUACGUGGCUGAUACGAAGUGCCCAGUCUAGUUGUAGUCAGAUGAUACAUGAGAAAAACAAAGAUGGACAGAAGAAUAAAAACAGUUUGGUGCUGGUUUGAAGACUAUAUACUAAGACGGACAGAAGAAUAAAAACAGUUUGGUGCUGGUUUGAAGACUAUAUACUAAGAUGUACAGAAGAAUAAAAACAGUUUGGUGCUGGUUUGAAGACUAUAUACUAAGUGCUAAGUUCUACUUUUAUGAUUGGAAUGUUUGUGUUUAAAAACAAUUUUUAUAUUUGUGGCAUCUAUUUCUAUGAUUAAAUCUAGACAAAAACUUCCUUA